AGGCAGAGGCGGUGAUCAAACUCCGCUCGGAUCUCUUCGCGCCGGUCGCCCUUUCUCUCCACCACCCGCCCCCCUCCUCGCCCCGCCGCUCUCUGCGGUACUUUCUCUAAAGGUCGCUGCAGGGGAAGCGGACGGACGGCGCUGCCUUUCCCGCCGGAUCCUCUGCGCAGUUUGCAUCUUCUGGUCCAGGACCCGAGGAAAGCGGAUGCUCGGCCAAGCGCGGGGCUGUCCCGGGACGUCUGGCGAGCUCUCCUCGGAAAACGUGAUGAUACGAUGAGGUUGAAGGCUGGGCUGGGAAAGUCAUCCUUUGAUUCAGUUCGGACACAUCAGUGACGAAGCCCCCAGCCUGCGGUGUGUCCCUUUGCCAUGGCUAAGAGCGCGGAGGUAAAACUGGCCAUCUUUGGCCGAGCUGGAGUAGGAAAGUCAGCUCUCGUUGUACGUUUCCUGACCAAGCGGUUCAUAUGGGAGUAUGACCCCACUCUUGAGUCCACUUAUCGUCAUCAAGCCACCAUUGAUGAUGAAGUUGUUUCCAUGGAAAUACUAGAUACAGCUGGGCAGGAAGAUGUUAUUCAGAAGGAAGGACACGUACGAUGGGGUGAAGGAUUCGUGCUGGUUUAUGACAUCACAGAUAGAGGCAGCUUUGAAGAAGUCCUUCCCCUAAAGAACUUGUUGGAUGAAGUCAAAAAACCCAAGAACGUUACUUUGAUCCUAGUGGGGAACAAAGCAGACUUGGAUCACUCCAGGCAGGUCAGCACUGAGGAAGGGGAGAAGCUGGCCACGGAACUAGCUUGCGCCUUUUACGAAUGCUCUGCGUGUACAGGAGAAGGCAACAUUAUGGAAGCUUUUUAUGAGCUUUGCCGGGAAGUACGACGUCGGAAAAUGGUUCAAGGCAAGACUCGGAGGCGAAGUUCCACUACUCAUGUGAAGCAAGCAAUUAACAAGAUGCUUACCAAAAUCAGCAGCUAAAAUCUCUUCUUUUUUCCUUUUAAAAGCAGUGUAUUUUGCAAGAAGGAGGGACGGAAGGUUUAAUUGUGUUUGUCAGUAGGAUGCUCAAAGCUUUGCAUUUAUUAUUACUAUUAUUAUACAAUCACCUCAUUAUUCUUAAAGUUAAGAGAUGCAAAAAAAAAAAGAAGUUUCAGGAAUGAUAAUACAUGCUCUACUCCAGUUUUGUUGAUCACCAAAUCAUAUCUUCAAAAAAAAAAAUAUGUUGAAGAUGUGUCAGAAUGGAUUCAGAAAUUUACCCAUCACCGUUGGUUUUGCAUGCUCACAUGUGGCUAAUACAUGGUGGCUUAUCAUUGUUUAAGAGGAGACUGACUAUAUAAGCUUUAUAGGGUGCAGUAGAUGACUAACUCUGGUAAAUGCACCACUACAUUCACUUCAUAAUCCCUGGACAUGAGACAUCCAAAGAAAAUGAACAUUGCCACACACACACAGGGCCUCUGGUGGCUCAACAGACUAAUGCAGUCUGUUAUUAACAGCAGCUGCUUGCAAUUACUGCAGGUUCAAGUCCCACCAGGUCCAAGGUUGACUCAGCCUUCCAUCCUUUAUAAGGUAGGUAAAAUGAGGACCCAGAUUGUUGGGGGCAAUAAGUUGACUUUGUAUAUAAUAUACAAAUGGAUGAAGACUAUUGCUUGACAUAUUGUAAGCCGCCCUGAGUCUUCGGAGAAGGGCGGGAUAUAAAUUCAAAUAAAAAAAAAAAACUUCAUCUAGUUCAAAUGUCCAAGCAAGAAAAAAAAUGUGUUAAUGAUGGCUGUGUGAAUGGGUGAAUUUCAAUUUCACUUAAGUUUGCCUUUUUUAAACCUUACAUUCAUUUCCUUCUACAUCUGCAUUAAUUUGCAAUUUUAAAGGGAAAAAAGUGCAUUAUUUCAGACACCUUUUUGGAGAAACUUUUCUUAAUAGAUAUAAUUUUAGAUGGCAUUUAUACAAUUUCUGUGCAAUUUCCCCCCCAGUUUUUUUUAAAAAUCAUCUGAUAUAAAUACUUGACAUGUAUUUUUCAGUUGAAACUAUAGUAUAGUUGUAAGAAUGCAUUUGGGGAAGUAAGUAUGCAUUUCACAACUGCCAUCACUUUAGAGCACCGUUAAAAAAAUGAACAUAAGUCCCAAUGAAAGCAAUAUUCUUUUGAUUGGCCUGUCUUCUCAAUCUGAACGUGUUUCAAAAAUAAAAUCCUAAAAUGUAAAAUAUAAAUGUAUGUAUGAAGAUGAAAUAAUGGUUUACCUAGCAACUUUUCUCCAAAAGGAAAAUGCAAUCAACUGGAUUUUUAAAAACAGUUUUGUAUACUUUAUGAUUCUCCCAAUUAAGCAUUGUGCAAAGAUCCUGGCUGAGUUCACAUGGCGCACAUACCCUUGGUUAACUUAACUGUGGUUUCAUUCAUUCCUAGAACUUGAAAGGGGACAUUGAGUUCAUUGGGCCUAUUUUACCCUACCCGAAUGAAAGUACGAUGGCUUACGUUCUGCUUGAACACAUUGGGAAAAGAUCUCACUGUCUCUGUGGACAAGUAUAAACUUAAUUUGAAUUAUUUAUCCGCUUUUCUAGGGUUGCUUGAUGUUGAACCACAAACUACGCUGCCCCAGUAUUGCUAGCCUAACAUCUACUCAAGUAGAUCACCGUGCAGUGUGCUAUGUACAUUCAACGCAUUCUAAGCGAAUUCUAGGCAAGGUACAAGGGACACAGUGGCUCAGUGGAUAAGAUACUGAGCUUGUUGAUAGAAAGUUCGGCAGUUCAGCGGUUCGAAUCCCUAGUGCCGUGUAAUGGGGUGAGCUCCCAUUACUUGUCCCAGCUUCUGCCAACCUAGCAGUUCGAAAGCACGUAAAAAAUGCAAGUAUAAAAAAUAGGGACCACCUUUGGUGGGAAGGUAACAGCGUUCCGUGCACCUUUGGCAUUUAGUCAUGCCGGCCACAUGACCACGGAGACGUCUUCGGACGGCGCUGGCUCUUCGGCUUUGAAACGGAGAUGAGCACCGCUCCCUAGAGUCGGGAACGCCUAGCACGUAUGUGCGAGGGGAACCUUUACCUUUACCUUUAGGCAAGGUGCAAAAUCUAUUUCAUAGAAUUGCAUUUGCACCACCUCUUCAAAUCUUUCUUUACCCAUAAAAAUCCAUUGGUUACCCUUUGGCUGUUCUUUUUCCCACUGCCUCAUUCCAAUGAAUCUUGCAAGAUUGUUGUAAGCUUGCAAGAGUUAACUGAUUGGAAAGCAAUUUUGAAGGACUGUGGAGAAAAGUGGCUGCUUUUAAUUUUCUGUGGGUCCUUAUAUCCUCCAACAAAAGGGAAAUAUUUCUAUUCCUCCUUUUGCCUGAUUUGCUAAUUCUUGUGGUUUUUUUUUUAAAUGGUGUGACAUAAGGGUGCUGUAAUGUAAAAGAAGAAAAUGACAGUCGCAGAUGCUUUUUUUGGGCAGGUGGAGGUAUUGACAGUACCAGAUAAGUGACAUUUGAACCAAUACAAUCCAUUACCUUUCAUGAUUAGGCAUCACAAAAACGGCGGCAGGCAGCCAAACGGGAAACGACUUGGAACCCCUGUUAUCUUUCAUUUGGGCUGUAAUGAUUAUUAUCCACGUUAUUUUUCUUUUGUUGGUUUUGGGGAAUGAGGGCUAUUGAGCAAGCUUUACGUUUCUUGACUUGUCUUUGCAUCGAUGAGAAGGGAACCUAGAUUUUUCCUUGCAGAAAGAUGUGGAGGCUUUGAAGCUGACUUGGCUUUGAACGGCUUAAGCUUUGAACAAUGCAUCUUUAAGGGAAAACAUUUGUAAACUAGAGGGGCUUGAAUAGAACCAAAGUUCUUGGGCAUUUGACAUAGCUGACUUUAUUUUUCUUUUCAAAUGUUAAUCUAUAAUAAA
Messenger RNA from Ahaetulla prasina, 3825 nucleotides. It is a transcript of the gene RERG, whose product is annotated as RAS like estrogen regulated growth inhibitor. NCBI's taxonomy places the organism in Eukaryota, Metazoa, Chordata, Lepidosauria, Squamata, Colubridae. The record is from RefSeq and is a predicted model, not a curated record. The transcript is spliced from 5 exons. Bases 367 to 966 code for a protein of 199 amino acids. Gene Ontology annotation, molecular function: GTPase activity; GTP binding.